AUGCGAAAACUCCGGAAUAUCAUGAUACCCUUAUUUCUCCUUCAACUGGCCUCUGCCCGGUAUUAUGGCCAAGAUGAUUUCUCCGAAACUUUCAGUCUUCUGAAAAUCUCCGAAAACACCUCCCCCGGAUCAGAAAUCUUCAACCUCGCCACUGUCCUCCCAGAAGCUCCCCAAGUCGCUUCAGCUCGGAUUUUUUCCGAAUUCGCGGAAAACUUCAAAAUUCAAAACGGCGCACUUUUUCUGUCGAAACGAUUGGAUCGGGAAAAAAUCUGCAACUCGGCCGACUUCCGCUGCGAAUUCAUCGUCAAACUCCUCGUUGAACCGUUUGAAUCGAAGAAGAGCGAAAAACUGGUGAUUCUGCAGAUUUCCUUGGCGGACGAAAAUGAUUCGUUGCCUGAAUUCGAGUUUGAUUUUGGCUCGAAAACCAUGGAUUUGUGCAGCGAAUCCGUUCGAAAUGGUAUCUAUGCCGCGCCUUUUGUUGCUGAUGAUGCUGAUAGAGUUUCGAUCCUUCGCUACGGGCUGAAAAACACCGCUUCCUUCACUCUCGAGGAAAAAGAAGAAGUUGACUCGUUCGGGAAUUCACGUGAUCAGCUGACAUUGAAGCUCGUUGGCGAAUCCAAAGCGCCGGAAGAGAUGGUGGUUCAAGUUUCUGACGGACUUCAUCAAGUGGAAAAGACGGCGAUCGUCAAUGUCGUUGAUAAUUGCAAAGAAAAUGCGAAAUUUUCGCAACAGAUUUACGAAGCAACUCUUCCCGAAAACGUCAAAAACUUCGCCACUGGCAUCAUCCUCUCGCUCGACACGAUGAUAGCGACCGAAGCCAUCGAGUUCCGACUCGGCUCGGAAGUGGCACGUGAGCACUUGGCGAUAAAUCACGAGACAGGCGAAAUUCAUCUUAUCAAGUCUCUUGAUUACGAAAUCACUCAGAGAAUCCGCUCCGUGGUUGAACUUGUCGACCUCUACACCAACGCCAUCAUCGACUUCACCAUCAUCGACAUCUCCGUCAAAGACGUCAACGACAACGUCCCAGUCAUCACCGCCACGGUUAUUCCCCCCGCCUCUGUCAACAAUGAUAAAGUUAUUCUCCGCGAAGACUUCCCAACCUCCGUUGCUCUGGCUUAUUUCUCCGCUUCUGAUGCCGACCUCGCUUCCGCCGGAGAAGUCACACUCGAUCUCCUCAUGGGCAAAGACUACUUCGAGCUUCGGGAAGGAUUCCUCGUCCUGAGAACCCCACUCGAUCGCGAGUCGCAAAACCUCAUCGACGUCAGCGUCUCUGCUUGCGACAACGGCCGUCCAAAGAAAUGCGCGCAGAGUGUUUUGACCUUCGUCGUCAGCGAUGUCAACGACAACAGUCCUUUCUUCACCAUGUGUCCGGAAGAAGUGCUCGUUUCCGAGUCCCAGCCGCCCAACAAGCUCCUCACCGUCGUCCGCGCUUUCGACAAUGACAAUCUCCCCGGCCUCUCCUCCCCCAACGGCGUCGUCAGCUACAGCACUUCCAGCUCCGUCGUCGCCGUCAGCUCCACUGGCCAAGUGUUUUUGAACCAAAAACUCGACCGCGAAAGAAUCUCCAGCUACACAAUUUCCAUCGAAGCUUUCGAUCAAGGCGUGCCAGUCCAAAACUCAGCUCGAUGCACUUUCAACUUGAUCGUCGGAGAUGAAAACGACAAUGCGCCGCUUUUCGAUGAAGCGACGGAAUUUGUGAAAGUGAUUCCAAAUACGCUCGGAAAGAAUGAAAUCGUCUAUGAUUUCAAUGUGGUCGACAAGGAUGAUGGAAAGAAUGCGAUGUUUUUCUUGGAGUUGGAAGAUGAUUUCGAUCUGUUCUACAUCAACUCCGCCAACGAACUCCGCCUCUCCCGCAAUUUCACCUCGACCGAUCCUUCCCGAGUCAAUCUGAUCGUCCGCGCCCGAGACAGCGGCGACCUCACUUCGGAAAUCUCCUUUGCCGUCGAAAUUCUCCCGCCAGAAGCGCUGAUGCGAUCGAGCACUCAAGAACUCGCCAUUGCUUCUAUUUGCGGAUUGAUGGCUGUGAUUUUUGUUCUCUGUCUCGUGAUUUUCUGCCUGAAGCAGCGACGACAGCAAACGUACAAGUUCCGCAACGCCGAAGACAAGGAAGAGAGCAACAUCCACGCGAGCAAGCAGACCCUUUCCAACUGGACGGUCGAGAUCAAAAACGACGCUGCUUUGGUAAAAACGAAUUUGAUCGUCGACCCGAGCGAGGAUGGAAGUGGCCUGUACAAAACACGAUCUCAGGAUCACGGAAGCGAUUUCAUCCCCGACUCCGGCCGCGGCGAAUCGGAAAAAGACUCCGUCUCCUCGACAAUGGGCCCGAACUGCUCGAAAGAUUGCUCCGUGAUUGGCCACUCUGAUGCUUGCUGGAUGCCAAGCUCUAGAAACGAAGAAAUCAUGUCCUCUUCUUCCAUCGUUGGUUAUUCGAGAGAGCAUUUGUCCAAGCUUUCGCAGCAAUAUUUGACGAAUCAAAAUCGACUCGCGAAUUUGUCGCCGAUUUGCGAUCAAGAGAGUCAGCGAUCUUCUGGUUAUUUGAGCUCACUUGAUGCGAGAAAUGUUCAUUACUGUUAA
Molecule: messenger RNA, 2574 nt
Organism: Oikopleura dioica
Lineage: Eukaryota; Metazoa; Chordata; Appendicularia; Copelata; Oikopleuridae
Source: the annotation of a GenBank genome assembly